This is a messenger RNA of Ostrinia furnacalis (Asian corn borer), 378 nucleotides long. Its product is annotated as cuticle protein 7-like. The transcript is spliced from 3 exons. The record is from RefSeq and is a predicted model, not a curated record. Gene Ontology annotation, cellular component: extracellular matrix. The coding region runs from base 1 to 378 and encodes 125 amino acids. NCBI's taxonomy places the organism in Eukaryota, Metazoa, Arthropoda, Insecta, Lepidoptera, Crambidae.
AUGGUGACACCUGAAGGGGUCAGACUGGCGCAUUCUAAGUACACAUAUGAGUACAAAGUGGUGGACCCCUACACGGGAGACAGCAAGUUCCAGCACGAGAUCCGCGAUGGAGACACCGUGAGUGGCGUCUACUACCUCCACGACGCCACGAAUAGUGAAGGGGUCGGAUUGGCGCAUUCUAAGUACACAUACGAGUUCAAAGUGGUGGACCCUCACACGGGAGACAGCAAGUUCCAGCACGAGACCCGUGAUGGUGACACCGUGAGUGGCGUCUACCACCUCCACGACGCUGACGGCAAAACACGGAUCGUUGAGUACACCGCCGACCCUCACAAUGGAUUCAACGCCGUGGUCAAACGCGAAGAAGAUCACCACUAG